Carcharodon carcharias (great white shark) is the source of this 3394-nucleotide messenger RNA. Its product is annotated as cdc42-interacting protein 4 homolog. Lineage: Eukaryota; Metazoa; Chordata; Chondrichthyes; Lamniformes; Lamnidae. Gene Ontology annotation, biological process: signal transduction. Gene Ontology annotation, molecular function: protein binding. The record is from RefSeq and is a predicted model, not a curated record. Bases 305 to 2101 code for a protein of 598 amino acids. The transcript has 15 exons.
UUUCUCUUUCCCCCCCCCACGAGGUGGGAUUGGCGUCGCUAACGCGAGGCUGCGCGGCGCAGGGAAAGUAACAACUUGGAAUUAACCAGAAAUGUUUACAGUUUGAAGCAGCCCGGUUCACCUCAUUCAUAAAGAGGAGUUUACACAAUCAAACCUGACAUAGGACAAAGGAGCGGACGAAGUGAGAGAGGAGGAAAGAUAAACAAACAAACAACAAAAAGAAGCUAAAAGAGUCCCUCCUGGUCUAUUUGACUCUCUCUCUCUCUCUCUUCCCAGCCAGAAUUAAAGGCGAAGUUAAAACAUCAUGGAGUGGGGCACGGAGCUUUGGGACCAAUAUGACACUAUAGAACGGCAGACCCAGUGGGGGAUUGACUUGAUAGAGAAGUAUGUGAAGUUUGUAAAGGAUCGGACUGAAAUAGAACAGACGUACGCCAAGCAGCUGAGGACUUUGGUGAAGAAGUACAGUCCCAAACGAGUCUCUAAAGAAGACCAUGAAUUAAAGUUCUCCCAGUAUCAGGCCUUCAUCAACAUUCUCAAUGAAUUGAAUGACUACGCUGGACAGCGGGAAGUUAUAGCGGAGAACCUGAUGCAGAACAUCUUUGCCCAAUUGCUGAAAUACUUGCACGAAAAUAAGCAGGAACGUAAGACGUAUCUUCUGGAAGGAAGAAAAGCUCAACAGAACCUGGAAGUUAGUUUUAAACAGCUGGAUAAUGCGAAGAAGAGGUUUGAGCGUGAUUGCAAGGAAGCAGAGAAGGCAAUGCAGAAUGCAGAGAAGGUCAACAGUGACAUCAACACUACUAAGGCUGACGUGGAAAAGGCAAAACAGCAGGCAAACCUGCGGAAUCACAUGGUGGAAGAAAGCAAGAAUGAAUACGCCUCCCAACUACAGAAAUACAACAAGGACCAGAAUCAGUUUUACUUUGCCGAAAUGCCUCAUGUUUUCAAUAAACUCCAGGAGAUGGAUGAAAAGCGGAUACAGAAGCUGUGCGAGGCAUACAAGAUGUUUGCCGACACGGAGCGUCAAGUCAUGCCAAUCAUUGGGAAGUGUCUGGACGGGAUGACCAAAGCUGCAGAGUCUGUAAAUGAGAGCGCGGAUUCUCGAGUACUGAUUGAGGCCCAUAAGUCAGGAUUUGAGAGACCAGGGGAGUUAGAAUUUGAAGACUACAGCCAGAUGAUUAAUCGGACUUCAUCAGAAAAUAGCCUUGGUUCUGUUAAAUCGGAGCCUAGGGCUGAUCAUAGGACCAUUGGCAAAAGCAAGACCAAACGUUGGCCAUUUGGGAAGAAGAACAAGCUUCCACCCCCUCCCUUCUCACCUUUGUACACUUACCCUUCAUCUAUCGCUAAUGGGCACCCAUCCCCCAAGUUCACCAGGGAUCCGCUGUCUUACUGUCUGAACGAGAUAAAGACAGUGAAACCCAGGAUCCCUUCUUUCCGAAGCUUACGGAGGGGGCUCAUUGUGUCUGAGGACUUCAGUCACCUACCACCUGAGCAGCGUCGAAAGAAGCUUCAGCAGAAAAUCGACGAUCUGAAUAAGGAGCUGCAGAAACAACUGGACCAAAGUGAAGCUUUAGAUAAAAUGAAAGAUGUUUAUCAACGGAAUCCGCAGAUGGGUGAUCCAAACAGCCUUGAGCCCGGAAUAACAGAGACUAACCAGCAGAUUGACAGACUACGUCAAGAGGUUCAGAAGUAUGAGACCUGGCUGGCCGAUGCUGAAGGGAAACUGGUUGCACGAAAUGACAGCUGUGUGCAGUACAUCCCCCACGGUGAUCGCUCUCCCUCCUUGAAUAACAAUGGAUCACAUGAUAAGGAAAGCCCGGACACAACUUAUUCCGAUGAUAGUGGCCAGGAGCCAUUGCCACAGCCUUCUUCUCUCUCGGAGUUUGAUGACUUUGAGGAUGAUCUUGUCCAUCCGAUUGGAAGCUCAACUGCUCUGUAUCCAUUUGACGGCAACAGCGAAGGCACCAUUCCAAUGGCGGAGGGAGAGGUGCUGCACCUGAUUGAAGAGGACAAGGGCGAUGGGUGGACGCGGGUCAGACGGAGCGACGGGGGGGAAGGCUAUGUACCCACCUCCUACGUGAAAAUCACCCUCAGCAGACAGUGAGCCAGAAUCUGCUGGUGGCCACAGGACAUUUAUCCUCUGGUUCAGGGUGUCUCGUCUUCUUUCUUUGAACCAGGAUGGAGCAGGUGGAGCUUUCUACGGAAUGAAUGGCUCCGUGGAAAAGUGGGAGAGGGAUGAGGGUUAGCUGACCUUCACUGGUAUUCACAUUGGGGAAAAGAAACCUGAGAGUCACUUAGUUGCAUUUGUAAUACCUUUGACACAUAAUUAGGACAGCAUCUAUGAUCUUUCAGUUCACUGUAGAAAGACUCUGUCCAGUUGCAGUUCAUGCUGGUACAGUAAAUACUGCUCUAAUGUACAUAUUUUGUAGUAAUAAUUGUAUUUAGGGAUGAAGUCCCAUUGUUUAAUUGCUGAUCACCAAUGCCAUCUUUUAUAUAGAUAUUUUACAUAGAACAUACAUUUCUCCUAUCCACAUUUGUGGAAUUGUUUCGGGUGAGGAAUAGGACAACAUGCAGAACACAUCUUGGAGUCUGAUUAAAUGGAGUGCACCAUCCAAACGAUAUUAUUUGCAGGACAAGAAAACUAGGUUUCCAAAGCAUCUCAUUGUUUUACAUUGACAUCAUGGCUUUGUUUGAAGGGUACGAAAAGCCGGCCGGCUGUUUCAAAAGCAAUGGGGGCAUUGAGUCAGAGGAAGACCCACACUCGCCAUGGAACUGGCUGUGGCCCCGGAGAGUGAAUGAACUUGUGAAAGUCGACACUUAGAUAAUGCUUGCCCAUGAGCUUUUAGGUAACGGAUGAUGGGGAGCAAAGGUACUAUGCUGGGGAGCAAAGGUUCCUUCCCAGCUCAGCGACAGUCCAGCUGGUGCUGUUUCCUGGCCUUGUUGGAUUUUUAAUGAAUUGGAAAAUGAGAUGCCUGUAGAAAUUUAAAUGAAAGGUGCAGAUGGCAGUCCCAGUUUAGGUAUGUAUGCCUGUUCAUCCUUUUAUCAGCUUGCGUUAACUUGAAACUUCGCCAAAUUUUAAGAGUAAAUUCUUAAAAUGAAAAUAUACAAUUCUGUCAGGUGCCAAAUGUGAGUUAAGCUUUCCAGGCAGACUCUCCCAGCACUGAUUCUAAUCUGGGGAAUCUAGGCUCAAGCAGUCAUGUCAGUUCUUCUGUGGUGUCUGGUGUGUUGUCCAGAAUGUAGCCUUUCUGUUGUAUCAUGGUGCAAAAACUAUAUGAUGUUGGUUCAUUUGUGAUUGUAUCGUAGACCAAUAAUGCACUUCACUUUACAAUAGGACAGUAACAUGGUUGUUUUUUCCCACCUUGUUUUAAUCCUGUAAUAAAAUACUAUUGCAACAGAG